Molecule: messenger RNA, 1524 nt
Organism: Ixodes scapularis (black-legged tick)
Lineage: Eukaryota; Metazoa; Arthropoda; Arachnida; Ixodida; Ixodidae
Gene: Mfap1
Product: microfibrillar-associated protein 1
Exons: 11
Coding region: 114-1454 (446 amino acids)
Biological process (GO): mRNA splicing, via spliceosome
Cellular component (GO): U2-type spliceosomal complex
Molecular function (GO): RNA binding
Source: RefSeq, a predicted model, not a curated record
CUAACCACAACAACGGCGACCAUUUUGCGGGAGGGCGCCUACGUAAAAACGAUCCUGUGGUCGAGCGGCGUUUGGUUUGACUAUUUGACAUCGAGGGAUUACCGGCAGCCAAGAUGAGCGCUGCUCAGGCCUCGAACCUGAUCUCGUCUACGGCGGGCGCCAUACCCGUCCUCAAUGACAAAGGCGAGCUGUCUAUGCAAAAGGUGAAGGUCCACAGAUACGUCUCUGGCAGAAGGCCCAAAUAUGCCCCGAAGGAGAGCAGCGACGAGGAGAGCGGGGAUGAGUUCACCUUCGAGCGUCGCCAGCAGCCGGCCGCCCCCGAGCCCAUCCCCGUGGACGAAGAGGCCGAGCGCAGCGACCCCCGCCUGCGUCGUCUGCAGCGCAGGGAGCGCCAGGCCAACGAGGAGGAACGGAUGGAGCGCCACCGGAUGAUCCAUGAGCCGGAGGUGCUGGCGGUGGCUCCGGAGGGGGAGGAGCCUGCGGCGGAGGAGGGCCGGGCCCCCCGCUGGAGGGACGAGGAGGAGGACAGCGAGGGGGAGGACCUUGACGAGGAGGAGAUGGAGCGGCGCCGCCUGAUGCUGCGGCAGCGAGCCCUGGCCAGGGCGCAAGAGGAGGAGCUGCUGGACCUGGAGGAGGAAGGCCGCUCCGACGAGAGGGAGUCCGACGAGUCCGAGUACGAGGAGUACACGGACUCGGAGGAAGAGGAGACCGGGCCGCGGCUCAAGCCCGUCUUUGUGCGCAAGCGAGACCGGGUGACCAUCCAGGAGCGAGAGCGUUUGGCCCAGAAGGAGAAGGAGCUGGAGCAGGAGGCCAAGAAGGUGGCUGAGGACCGCAGGAGGACCACCCUCAAGAUCGUUGAGGACGAGGCCAAAAAGGAGCUCAUGGAGGAGAAGAAGGUAGAGGAUGCGGAGGACUGGGUGAACACGGACGACGAAAACGACGAGGCCGCCUAUGAGGCCUGGAAGCUCCGGGAGCUGAGGAGGAUCAAGCGGGACAAGGACGAGAAGGAGCAGUACGAGCGCGAGCGAAUGGAGGUGGAGCGCAUGCACAGCAUGACGGAGGAGGAGCGGCGUGCCGAGCUGCGUGCCAACCCCCGGGUGGUGACAAACAAGGCCUCCAAGGGGAAGUACAAGUUCCUGCAGAAGUACUACCACCGGGGCGCCUUCUUCCUGCAGGAGCAAGAGGACAACGUCUACAAGCGGGACUUCUCCGCCCCAACCCUGGAGGACCACUUCGACAAGACCAUCCUACCCAAAGUGAUGCAGGUGAAGAACUUUGGCCGCUCUGGGCGCACCAAGUACACCCACCUGGUGGACCAGGACACGACACUGUUCGACUCUCCCUGGAUGUCCGAAACGGCCCAGAACCUCAAGUUUCACGCCAACCAGGCCGGCGGCAUGAAGCAGGUUUUCGACCGACCCACAGCCAAGAAGCGCAAGACUGCCCCCACUUGAAAACUCUCUUUGCUCCCCCCUGUACAUACCCGGAGCAAAUAAACACCCCCCCCCCCCGUUCCACCGAGCA